CCUCUCUCCCAGACUCCAUAAGGAUUAUGGGGCAAUGGAAGCAACUGAGGGCUGUCGGCUCCCCGUACAGCUCAAAACUGUUGAUGGAGAUUGGCAUAUGGCAGAGAUUUUGUCAAAGAAGGAGGUUGGGGGGAAAACGAUAUACUACGUUCAUUACGAAGAUUACAACAAACGUUUGGAUGAAUGGGUCACGGAAAAUCGAAUGAAUUUCCGAAAGAUGGAGCCACCAAAAAAGGACAUAAAGACACCAAGUAAAGACCCCAAGGCGAUGAAUGGGUCGAGGCCUUCUUCUCCUGAGAGAGAAAUGGCUCCGGUUGGCCUCGGCUUUGGGACUAUAGGUGGUGGCGGUGGUGCUGGCAGUGGUCCAAGCAGUAUUUUCUCAAGUCAGAAGUCUGCCAGUGUCACAGAUCCAAUGAAUGGCAUCCCAGUUAAGAAAAUGCCGACAGCUGGCCGGAAAAGGAAGAACCAAGAUGAUAGUCUCAGCCAACAGAAUGAUUCGCAGUGUACAUCAUACACCUCACUAAGUCUUACAGAAUCUGAACUGCCAAAGAAACCUCGCCAAACUGGAAGUAUGGUUGCUCAUCAUGAUGACGUAGUCACGCGAAUGAAAAAUAUAGAGCUGAUAGAAAUAGGAAAGCAUAGAAUACGCCCAUGGUACUUCUCCCCUUACCCUCAGGAAUUAACCCAAGUGACUUGUGUCUACCUCUGUGAAUACUGCCUCAAGUACAUGAAAAGUUAUAAGUGCCUCGAGCGACAUCUAGCCAAGUGUUAUCUGAAACAUCCUCCAGGGAAUGAGAUCUACAGGAAAGCCAACAUAUCAUUCUUCGAAAUCGAUGGGAGGAAAAACAAAGCGUAUGCUCAGAAUCUCUGUCUUCUUGCCAAGUUAUUCUUAGACCACAAAACACUAUAUUACGAUACGGAUCCAUUCCUGUUUUAUGUGAUGUGUGAAAUGGACGUGGUGGGCUACCACAUCGUUGGCUACUUUUCCAAGGAGAAAGAGUCUACUGAAGAUUACAACGUAGCGUGCAUCCUGACGUUGCCUCCAUAUCAGAGAAUGGGCUAUGGCAAACUGCUCAUUGAGUUUAGUUAUGAGCUGUCGAAAUGCGAAGGAAAAACGGGUUCUCCUGAGAAACCACUAUCUGAUUUGGGUUUGCUCUCAUACAGAAGUUAUUGGUCUCAGACAAUAUUAGACAUCCUGAUGAAUCUUAGGGUUGGGGAAAAUGGUGAGCGGCCUGCCAUAACUAUCAAUGAAAUCUCAGAAAUGACCAGUAUUAAAAAAGAGGACACGAUCUCAACUCUCCAACACUUGAACCUCAUAAACUAUUACAAAGGACAAUACAUUAUAACAUUAUCACAAGAGGCUAAGGAAAUGCAUGCUAAAGCCAUGGCCAAAAGGAAAGUGCGCAUUGAUCCAAAGGCUUUACAUUGGCAGCCAAAAGAUUGGAGCAAACGAGGAAAGUGGUAGGAGUUGUGAUGUCAGUGAUAUUCGUGGACACUAAGGGACAGUUCUAAGGACUAUGAAUUUCAUAUGCUUCCGUCUGUGCAUGUGGUAGAAGCUGUUUUAGUGAAAGGGGCCAAAGUACAGCUAUUUGUCUCAUCUUGGGCCAAACAUGAUAAGGGAGGGGAUGAACAUAAGUGUGGUAGUUUCCUUGUUCGGUUUUUGAUCAGUGUUGAUUGUUCAUGACUGUAUCUCUGCUUCUCUAGCUUGCAGACACUGCGAGUAGUUUGAACAGUGUGUGAAAGUUGCAGCUUGCUGUAUUGCAAACCUACAUGUUCAAUUGAUCUGCACAUUCAGGGAUUUUUGUAAUAGGAUUUUGUGAGGUUUAUUGUUGUACUGGUUAGUGACACUUUUCAAAUUCUGCAUCAGUAGAGCAGUGGCCAAUUGCUUGGUUGCGAUUUGGGUAGAGGCCUGGUCAAUUUUGGUUUAUGAAUGGAUAAAAUAUUUGAGAAUUUAAGAUGAAGUUUUUUGUUUGGGAUUCUUGUCUUUGUUUUUUUUACCUCAAGUCAGAUCAAAUGAGAUUGCUUUACCAUUAUUAGUGGUGGAAAAUCUUUUUUAAUAAAAAUUAAAAAUCGUUCUUUAA
Lineus longissimus is the source of this 2081-nucleotide messenger RNA. Its product is annotated as histone acetyltransferase KAT5-like. Gene Ontology annotation, molecular function: histone H4K16 acetyltransferase activity; transcription coregulator activity. Gene Ontology annotation, cellular component: chromatin; MSL complex. The transcript has 13 exons. Bases 35 to 1465 code for a protein of 476 amino acids. Gene Ontology annotation, biological process: negative regulation of DNA-templated transcription; positive regulation of transcription by RNA polymerase II. The record is from RefSeq and is a predicted model, not a curated record. NCBI's taxonomy places the organism in Eukaryota, Metazoa, Nemertea, Pilidiophora, Heteronemertea, Lineidae.